CGGCUUGCGGGAGAGGUAGCGGAGGGGGGGCAGGGGCGUAGCCAGGAAGUGCCGCGCUCAGCCUGCUCCUUUGGCCCGAGGGCAGCCGGGGGCCUGAGUCUGGGCCGGCUGCUGCAGCUGCUGAUCAUGUCGGCUAGAAACCCGGGCACAGAGCUGGACCUUGGCUCAAUCUCAAGAGUGCAAGUGAAUCAACCUGCAGUUAUAAGGCAUGCAGAACAAAUUCAGUCACGAAGAACUGUGAAAAAGGAUUGGCAAGCUGCUUGGCUACUGAGAGCUGUCACCUGCAUAGACCUCACUACCCUGUCAGGUGAUGAUACCCCUUCAAACGUUCACAGGCUUUGUUACAAAGCCAAACAUCCAAUUAGAGAGGAUCUCUUGAGAGCCAUGAAUAUGCAUGAUAAAGGUAUUACAACAGCAGCUGUUUGUGUGUAUCCAGCAAGAGUAACUGAUGCUGUUAAAGCACUCAAGGCUGCUGGUUGUAACAUACCAGUAGCUUCAGUGGCAGCUGGGUUUCCAGCUGCACAGACUUCACUGAAAACCCGAUUAGAAGAGAUUAGGAUUGCGGUGGAAGAUGGUGCAAGAGAGAUUGACAUUGUAAUUAACAGAACCCUUGUGCUGACUGGACAGUGGGAAGGUCUCUAUGAAGAGAUCCGUCAGUUUCGUCAGGCCUGUGGAGAUGCACAUUUGAAAACAAUCUUGGGAACAGGAGAGCUGGGAUCACUUACCAAUGUCUACAAAGCCAGCAUGGUAGCUAUGAUGGCAGGUUCUGACUUUAUUAAGACCUCUACAGGAAAAGAAGCAGUUAAUGCCACCCUUCCUGUAGGCAUAGUCAUGAUGCGAGCCAUUAGAGAUUUCUACUGGAAAACUGGCAACAAGGUUGGAUUUAAACCUGCUGGAGGCAUUCGUAGUGCAAAGGAUGCUCUUACCUGGCUCAUAUUGAUGAAGGAAGAGCUAGGAGAUGAGUGGCUGAAACCAGACCUCUUUCGCCUAGGUGCCAGCACGUUGCUGUCCGAUAUUGAGAGACAGAUUUACCAUCAUGUGACUGGCAGCUAUGCAGCUUACCAUGACCUGCCAAUGGCUUAGCAACAUGAGUAAUUCAUGAUGACUUUCAAAGACAAUUUAAAGAAAAUAAUGCCCUAAAGUUUAUUCUGCAACUGAAUCCAAAAGUGCAUAUAAAAAAGAUUUAAAAAAAACUUAAUUCUGCUUUCAUAUUUUUGUUGUAUUUAAAAACAAGUCUACUUGAUGAUGCUUGCUCCAAAUGGAGGGAUAUGUAGGGGUAGAAAGUAAAUCUGAAAUAGUAAAGAUUUGUGAUACUAAUAUCAUGAGGUCAUCCUCAGUGUAGCCUGAAUAGAAUACCAUAUACAUUGUAAAAAGCAGUCACCUAGUAAUACUUUCCAGUAGUCGAAUAUGAAGUAUAUGUGGAAUGCUGCAGAUUUCUAAUUACUUUCAAGAGCUACAGAUUUUGCCAUAUCAAUUAGUCCGCAGCUUUUGCCAUAGAGACAUUGCUCUAUUAAUUGUUACUUUAAUUACAUUUCAGACACUGUAAUCUGAGGCAAUGAAACUUGGCUAUUUUUAAAAUAAAAUGUCUUUGUAGCCGAAGUGAAAUUUUUCACUGGAACAUUUAUAUUCCUGAUUUCCAGAACAGCUGAGCAACCAUUGUUGCUAUUGAUGUUAAUGAGGUCAGAACAACUGAAAAUCAAGGAAUCUGCAUCUUGAUGCCUAAAUAUUCAGGAGUCUAUUUUUAGAAACUAAAGUUUGAAAAUUUCAACCCCAUUUUCCUGGCAAAACCUAAUUUUUAAAUAUGUUAAUGCAGAACUUUGCAUUUUAAUAUAUAGAUCCAGAGUAUCAGUUUUUAAUGAUGCUGCUGUUCAAGAACUUACAGACUGAAUUUCCAAUUUUGUUUGUCUAAAAACCAACUUACUAUUGACAUUUUAAAUAUGUAAAAAGUAAUCUUAUAGAGGGUUGCUCCCUGUAAAAGAACUGUUUACACUUACAGCACAGUGACAAUACUACCCUACUCAUUAAGUACCUCCUGAUCAAACUUCAGUGAGUUGAAUGAACUGUCAUCACUGCAUUCUACUAAAUUACUAGAAAUAUGCUAAGUUGUGAUUAUCUCGUUACUGUAACUAGUCCCACUGACUUCAAUGGGACUAAUCAUGUGAGUAAGAUUGGAGAGAUUUAGCCCCAUAUCAAUCUGCUUGAUAAAUUCUUCAUAGUUAUUUGCUUUAUUUAAGGCAGGUCCAUACUACAGGAAAAAGUUGAUCUAAGCUACAUAAUUUGUUAGUUGACAUAUCUUAGGUCUGCUUACUGCAGGGUUCACACUAUGCUGGGUUAACAGGAGAGUCUCCCGUCGACUCCCCUUACUCAUCUUGUUUUGGUGGAGUACCUGAGUCAAGGUCCAAGUGAUCAAUGGUCUAUUUAGCAGAUCUUCACUAGACCACCUAAAUCGACCCCCAGUGGAUCAAUCGCUGUGGUGUCAAUUCACAGUAGUGGAAACAGGCCCUUGAUAUUGAUAUUCCAGCAGAAUUCUAGUGCUCUAAUGUAGUGUUAAUGUUCUCUUAGGCAAAUGGAUAAGCCGAACUGUUGGAAAAAUGGAGUACAGCUUUUGCAGAGAUGUAAUCCUAUAUGCAAUGUUUAGUAGUAGGAAAAUAUAUUCCUAACAGGCAAUAGAGUCCAAGUGCCUCUUAACUUUUUCUGGUUUACUCCUGCAGCACACAAGACUCAGCCUCCUAUACUGAGCUGUGGAGCCAUAUUUACAUAAAUUUCUCCUUCUUCUCAAAUAGCUUCCUGUUGACUUUGUCGUAAGCCUCUAUGGAGAGAAAUUCCAGUUGUUGUUUGGAAUACCUUUAUGGCAAAAUUCUACUCUUGUGCCUAAGUGCCCAUGCUGUGGAUGGAGGCAAAGCUAUGGCCCAGUGCAUACACCGCACACUGAAUAGGUGGCAGGCCAGUACAAGGUGCUGUGGGAGUGCUGUCUGCCACCUCCGCCCCCGAUUGCUUGGACUUGCUAUUGUUAAGUGAGUCAUAGAAGUGCAACCUUAAAAUGUACACAGCAUAUUACUAUACUUUUAUACCAAAUGGAUCAUUUUUGAGGAGGAAAAAAAAUGUAGCUUCAAUGUGAAGACCUUCCAAUCCCAAUAUUUUGGCCCAAAGCUAUUUUUAAUUGCUCAAUUUCAGAUAUUUUUAAAGAAUUUAUGUAUAACAUGAGGAGUAAUAGCAUUCUGAGAUCCAUAGAUGAAGAGUGUGAUAUAGGUGCAGAUAUGAUCAAAGGACCUGAUGCUGCCACCUUAACCACUCAACAUGAGUAUCUUGUUUUGCAAGUAUUCUCAUUGAUUUCAGUGAGGCUACUCAUAUAAUUAUGUCCUACUUUAGCCUGAGUAAGUGGGGUGGAAUGUGGCUCAUCAAGCACACCGUGAUGAGUCAGGCAUAGGAUAAUUAGAUGCCAAGGAAAAUUGCACGUGUUUCUGUCAGUACACUCCAAUUCUUGACCCGCAAUGCCUGCUGUUCCAGGUUUCUUUUUUGUUUUUUUUCCUCUUUAGACUCCCAUUAUACAGCCACGGAGAUAAACCUGGCUUUAAACACAGCCUUUUGCAUCUCCUCUGAGCCAUCCAUUCUUCCUCAGUCUUUUUCUUUGGGGUAUUAAAAAAGACCCUACUAAAAUAUUGUGCAACUCCUGGACAACCAAUGCUUUGAAAAAGCUGAACUUCUGGAAAGCAACAUCUGCUCACAUUUUAAAUGCUUCUGUCUUGGAAUUUGUGGGAUACUGAGGAAGGAGGAAAAACUAAUAACGAUCAAAUUAAUUACAUUAAAACUGUUUGGUGCUUUGUUUGUGACAAUAAGCAUUCUGCUCAGCAUUGCGUGAUUUGGCCCCAGGUUUAUACUGGCCUCCUCCAGCCUGUCUACUGUUACUGCCACAUUCCAUUUUCUGACAUCUCCCGUCAAGCAAAUUAAGGUCAUAUCGUCACAUGAAUCCCUGAGGAAGGGGAACCCCUGCCUAGGUUAUUAGUAUUGUAUCAGCUGCUUCAGAAAAAAUACAGAGAACACUGCAUGCCUGAAGUCCAGAGAUGGGCCUGAAUGGCAAGUUUGGAACCAUAUCUUAAGAAAUCCGAACUUUGUGAAAGUUCAAAUCCAAGGUUAUGUUCUGCCCAUUAGAGACAUAGGAGCCAACAGUGCAGUUUAGAUCUAAAUACAAACUGUCACAGAGUUCAAGGGAUAUUGUGAUGCAAAGUUUGCUUCAAGUCAUGCUGUAGUUCUAACACGUAAAACCAUUAUUUUUAAGCGAGGACAUUUUCCCUGCCCUGUUAUUGAUUUGGAAUCUUAGCUUACUUUUCUUACGCAUUUCAGUUUCUUUGCAAUAGAGAGUCAAAUGGAAGACUGUAAGCCAAGCUCAGAACCUUUCUAAGCUGUAUCAUGGCAUAACGGAGAUUGUUCUCAAUGUUUAUAUUUCGUGACAAAGAGGAACUUUAAUAGGGAUUAUAGCCAAGGUGUAAAUUUCAGAUUGUGUAAAUUGUAUUUUGGUAACUGCAAUGGUCUUAUAGCAGAAGUCCACCAUCCAUCCCCUUUUGUAGCAUAAACAAGCAGCCAUGUGUGCUGUAAAACAUAACACAGAGAAGGGGACAAUCUGAUCUAUUUUAAGUGCAUUUUGCUCAGUUGGAACUUUGGCUUCUUGCCUCCCCAGAGAAAAUCCCCAAGUUUUAUCCAAACCCUGAAGCUGAAAUAACGAGAGGUGACCUUUGGAUGAUAUAUAAAAUGUAUAGGGCCAGCGUGGGGGUGGAGGGAGGAAAGAAGCAGUUUUGAUUCGAUACAGCUUGUUCAGGAGGGAAAGACAGGGACAUCUCCAUCUGGUCAAUUCUUACUCAAUAAGGCAAAUGGGGGUGUGAAUAUUCUUGGUUCAAAGGUGUAAUACAUAAAAUGCCAAAUGACCAUAUGCACUGAAAUCCUAGGUAGUUUAAACUAUGUUAAGAGUGAUAAAGGAGCACUGUAAGAGAGCUGGAGAGAGCACAGCUUGAAAGCUGUGGCAGACAUAUGAUGGGUGGCCUAAAAAUCAAGGCAAUCAAGAACUUUUACGACUUUUACAUUGACAAAUUGUUCAGAUAUUUCCCCUAUCGUGAGGAAAUACGGCAACUGUUUAUCUGGAAAAUUAAAAUUUACAAAUAAUUCACUCCCACUUUAGCUUCUUUUAUUGACAUUUAGGAGCUGAAAAAAGGAGAUCCAGUCAUGGUCAAUGACAUGGUCAGUGUCUAGUGAUUUUAACUUCCUCAGUUCUGGAUGCCAAUUUUCAGAAAUUGCUGAAAAUCCCAUCCUCAGAAAGUGAGCCUCUUUAAGGUGUCACAAAUAUAUAGCUCCCACAAAUAUAUAGCUCCCAAAAUAACUAGUCAUUUUUUAAAAUGCUGACCAGUGUGCUCAAGGGAAUGUUGUAUAAUUAUUACCUUAGGUAGAUGGAUCACUUGAUUUCCUCUUCUGUUGAUUCCCUCUGAAGCGCAUUGGCCACUGUGAGAAGACAAGAUCUGGGCCACAGGGCCAUUGUCCCAGAUCAUCUUUAACUUGAUCCCAGAGAAAUACUAUCAUGAAAUCAAACCGAUUGAUUUCUCAUCAUAACCCAUGAGUUCCAUGGACUCAGACUUAGCAUGCAUUCAUCAUGCUGUUGAUUAACAGAUCAUCUGAUAGUCAUCUAUUUUAUUUAUUUGUUUAGAGUGUGCAGCUAUGGCAUUCUCUGGCUUCCAUUACAGUUUUUCCUUUAUCUAAAGCAAAAUGGCUAUUCAACAGAUCAAAAUAUUGCUCCGUCAUGUCCACUGUGCUGCCAUUCACAUUCAUAGAUAUACCAGAUGCUUCAAAAGAAAUAAUGUGUCCCAUUCACGGUGUAGGGAUCAUGGAAAAAGGAGUUUGGAGGCACAAUAAGCACUGCUUAAUGUAGUGGUAAAAAUUGGAGGCAGAAAAGCUUGAUGUUUUUUCUACAAAAACAAUAAAAAUACAACUUCUCUA
Messenger RNA from Pelodiscus sinensis (Chinese soft-shelled turtle), 5979 nucleotides. RefSeq names its product deoxyribose-phosphate aldolase (gene DERA). Gene Ontology annotation, cellular component: cytoplasm. Gene Ontology annotation, molecular function: deoxyribose-phosphate aldolase activity. Lineage: Eukaryota; Metazoa; Chordata; Testudines; Trionychidae. The record is from RefSeq and is a predicted model, not a curated record. Gene Ontology annotation, biological process: carbohydrate catabolic process; deoxyribonucleotide catabolic process.